AUGCAAGCAUAUCCCGAAUAUCAAGGCCCGAACCCUGAAUGGGAGCAACUGUGUCGCACAACGGAGAUUCCACGCUUCAAUCCUGACUUGACGCCUCUAGAAAUCCGAUAUGCCGCUAAUACCCGUCGUGCGAAAGCAGCACAAACGAACCUACAUUUGUCAGGGCUUCGUGAAAAGAUAACUCACCAAGACCACGCCAUUACGACACGCGACAGCCAGAAUAUCAUCGGCCGGCUGUAUUUUCCCAAAAGUCAGCCAUCAAGCGCAAGUCCCCUUCCUGUUUACCUAUACUUCCAUGGUGGGGGCCAUUUGAACGGUAACAUUGAGUCCGAGGACGCUACAUGCUAUGGCAUUGUUGCCAACACCAACAUCGCAGUCCUGCACGUCAAUUAUCGUCAUACGCCUGAAUUCACACACCCCACGCAGGUCAACGAUGCCGUCGACGGGUUUGAAUGGCUUGUGAGUAACGCAGAACGACUGGGGCUCGACAAUACUAAGAUCGUCGUCGGUGGCUUCUCAGCUGGGGCGAUGCUCACUGCUUGGGUCGUAUAUCAUCAAGUUCAACGAACACGACGAGCAGACCCAACGUCUUCCCUCGCGGGGCGAAUCAAGGGCCAAGUUCUAGGUACACCUUGGUUGAUUCACCCAGACAACCACCCGGCCUACAAGUCGUCCACACCCGAUCCCAAUUUUUCAUAUAUCCAGAACAUCGACGCGCCGGUUCUUCCCUGGGCCGCACUCAAGCUAUUUACAGAGUGCCUCAAGGCCGAGGAUCCGACGGACCGUAGUCUAAAUGUGCCGUUUGCGAGUGACGAGGAAUUGCGCGGAACGCCCAAGUCGAGCGUCAUUGCGGCAGGGAUGGAUAUUCUUCGCGAUGAGGCACUGUAUUUUGCGAAACGAUUGCAGGAUCUUGGGUGA
Messenger RNA from Fonsecaea monophora, 918 nucleotides. RefSeq lists its product as hypothetical. Gene Ontology annotation, molecular function: hydrolase activity. NCBI's taxonomy places the organism in Eukaryota, Fungi, Ascomycota, Eurotiomycetes, Chaetothyriales, Herpotrichiellaceae. The record is from RefSeq and is a predicted model, not a curated record. The transcript has a single exon. Bases 1 to 918 code for a protein of 305 amino acids.